Molecule: messenger RNA, 2625 nt
Organism: Verticillium dahliae VdLs.17
Lineage: Eukaryota; Fungi; Ascomycota; Sordariomycetes; Glomerellales; Plectosphaerellaceae
Product: aminopeptidase
Exons: 2
Coding region: 1-2625 (874 amino acids)
Biological process (GO): peptide catabolic process; proteolysis
Cellular component (GO): cytoplasm
Molecular function (GO): metalloaminopeptidase activity; peptide binding; zinc ion binding
Source: RefSeq, a predicted model, not a curated record
AUGUGCCGCUUCGCUGAUGCCGAUGGCGCUUCCACGACCCAGGCCCCGACUGACCGCGGUCUGUUGCCUACCAACAUUGUUCCUCGUCACUACGACGUGACGCUGGAGCCGAACUUUGAGACGUUCCGAUUUGAUGGUCUUGUUAAGAUUGAUCUCGACUUCGCCGAAGACUCCACAAGUAUCACUCUGCACGCCCUCGACAUUGACAUUAAGCCUGCUGCGGUGGUCUUGGACGGACAGGCGACGACCCUGAGUAGCGCGGACAUAAGCCACAAUGAGGACAGGCAGACCAGCACCUUUGACCUCAAGAAGACUGUGUCGAAGGGCACGAAAGGCCAGAUCGAAAUCAAGUUUGAGGGUGAACUGAACGACAAGAUGGCGGGUUUCUAUCGUUCCACCUACAAGAAGGCCGACGGCUCCUCGGGCAUUAUCGCAACCAGCCAGAUGGAGGCCACCGACUGUCGCCGAGCGUUCCCCUGCUUCGACGAGCCUGCCCUCAAGGCCGAGUUUACCGUCACGCUGAUUGCCGACAAGAACCUCACCUGUCUCUCUAACAUGGACGUGGCUGAGGAGACGGAUGCCCACGAUGGCAAGAAGGCAGUCAAGUUCAACAAAUCGCCCCUGAUGUCCACCUACCUCAUCGCCUUCAUUGUUGGCGAGCUGAACUACAUCGAGACGACAGCUUUCAGGGUGCCCAUUCGGGUCUACGCGCCGCCAUCUGAGGACAUUGAGCAUGGCCGCUAUGCCCUUGACAUUGCUGCCAAGGGUCUGGAGUUCUACGAGAAGGAAUUCGGGAUCGAGUAUCCGCUGCCCAAGCUCGACCAAGUUGCCAUGCCUGACUUCGCGGCGGGCGCCAUGGAGAACUGGGGUCUCAUCACCUACCGCACUGUUGAGGUCUUGUUCAACGACAAAACCAGCGGUGCCGUGGUCAAGGAGCGAGUGUCUUCGGUCAUUCUGCACGAGCUGGCGCACCAGUGGUUCGGUAACCUGGUGACGAUGAAGGAAUGGCAGUCUCUCUGGCUGAACGAGGGCUGGGCCGAGUUUGGCGCUCGCUACUCCCUCAAUGCCCUUCACCCUGAGUGGAAGCUCAAGGAAUCCUUCGUAUCCGAGGAUCUGCAGUCGGCCUUGUCGCUCGAUGGUCUUCGUAGCAGCCAUCCUAUCGAAGUACCAGUCAGCCGCCCAGAGGAGAUCAACCAGAUCUUCGACAGCAUCAGCUACGCCAAGGGCUCUUGCGUUGUCCACAUGCUGUCUGAUUACCUCGGCGAGGAGGUCUUCAUGGAGGGCGUGCGCAAAUAUCUGAAGCGUCACAUGUACGGCAACGCCAGCACAGAGCAGCUGUGGGAGGCCCUGAGUGAGGUGAGCGGCAAGGAUGUUGCUACCAUCAUGGGCCCCUGGACCAGGCAUGUCGGUUACCCUGUUGUAUCAGUCACCGAGAACGGAAGUGACGUUCGUCUUGAGCAACACCGAUUCCUCACGACUGGCGAUGUCAAGCCCGAGGAUGAUCAGGUCCUCUACCCUGUGUUCCUCAACCUUCGCACCAAAGACGGCGUGGAUGGCGAUCUAACCUUGAAGAGCCGGGACUCAAGCUUCAAGCUUGGCGAGGCUGGCGAGUUCUUCAAGAUCAACGCCAACUCCGCCGGUUUCUACCGCACGCAAUACACCAGCGAGCGCCUCGAAAAGCUCGGCAACGCCGCCGACAAGUUGACGGUUCAGGACAGGGUCGGCCUCGUCGCUGAUGCCAGCGCUCUAGCGACUUCUGGAUACCAAAAGACCUCAGCCAGUCUCGGCCUCUUCCGCGCCUUGAGCAGCGCUGGCGAGUCUGAAUUCCUAGUCUGGGAUCAGAUCCUUUCGCGCCUGGGCUCUAUCCGCAUGGCAUGGAUCGAGGAUCAGCACAUUGUGGAUGCCAUUAUGAAGUUCCAGCAAGAGAUCACGUCUCCGCUCGUAGACAGGCUUGGAUGGGAGUUCUCCUCGACUGAUGGCCACGUUGAGCAGCAGUUCAAGGCGCUGGUUUUCGGCGCCGCGGGCAUGAGCGGCAACAAGCAAGUCAUUGCGGCUGCACAGGACAUGUUCAAGAAGUUCAUGGACGAGGAAGAUCGAUCGGCUAUCCACCCCAACAUCCGCGGCAGCGUUUUCUCCCUCAACCUGAAAUACGGUGGCGAGAAGGAGUAUAAUGGUGUUCUCGACUUCUAUAUGCACAAGGCCAAGAGCAGCGAUGAACGCAACUCUGCAUUGCGCACACUCGGCCAGUCGCGCAAGAUGGUGCAGCAGACGCUUGAUCUCUUGCUUAGUGGCAAGAUCCGAGACCAGGACGUGUAUCUGCCCAUCGGCGGCCUGAGAGCCAGUCGCGAGGGCAUUGAGGGGCUCUUUGAGUGGAUGCAGAAGAACUGGGACGCCAUCUCGGCCAAGUUCCCGGCAUCAUCGCCGAUGAUUGGCAACGUGGUGGCCUACUGCGUUGGCGGUCUGAGCACGCAGGCGCAGCUCGACCAAGUGACGGCAUUCUUCGAAAACAAGGGCACGGCCGGCUUCGACCGGUCUCUGGCGCAGGCGACAGACUCGAUCAAGGCGAAGAUGUCGUGGAAGGCUCGGGACACGGACGACGUGAGACAGUGGUUGGAUUCGCAGUAA